GUUGAAUAUCUACUAAGUAUUUCUGCAGAUGUUUUGAUAAGGCAGAAUGGAACAGGUUACACUCCAUUUAUGGAGGCAGCAAAACAAGGACAUGAAGCUGUUUUUAAUGCAUUUUUGGAUCAUGAUGUUGAUUUGGGAGUUUUAUCCAGUCAAGGUUACACUGCUAGAGACUUGGCAGAGCAAUGUAACUCUCAUGUAAUAGUGAAAAUGAUUGACAAUCAUCAAAUCAAGUCUCGAUAUAAAACAGAUUUGAGUUGUAUUGGCAAUACCAAACAACCACAUCAAAAGGUCAACCAGUGGCUAAAUGAUCAUAAUCCAGAUCAUUUUUAUGAUGAUAUUCUCACAAAUAAAUUUGAUGUAUGUGAAGACAUCAACUCACGACCAAUAAUGCCCUCAUGUGGAAUUCCAAUUUGUUCUCCUUACAAACAUUAUUCAGUUGAGGAAAGUUUGGGCAAAUCAUAUGGAGAUUCAACGAUUGUUGACUCUGAUAGAACACCAUUGGGUACGCCUGUAGACAGCAUGUUUCAACAGUAUAUGUCUGCUGAUCUUUUCUUCAUCGUUCUUCUUAUAAUCAUCCCACGCUGCAGACGUUUUAAAGGAUUUAGGCUUGGAGAAAUAUGUCAAAACAUUUAAAGAUGCACAUAUCGACUUUGAUUUACUACUUUCGUCAACGGAAGAAGAUUUUAAGGAGCUUGGAAUAGUGCUGGGUCCAAGACGUAAACUGAAAAUGGCCAUAGAUCAAUGGAAGGAGGACAAAGGAUGUACUAAAGAAAAGAAAUACACCACUUGUCUUGAAGUGAACGAUGUUAAAGUGCAAUUAGCAGAUGUUUAUUCUAAACUUGAACACAUAAAUGCAGAACUCGUGCAUGAGAAAGAAGCAAGGUCAUCACUCGAAGCUGAACUAAUGGAAGGAAGAGCGAGGAAAAAUCACAUGUAUUUCAUUGGAGAGAAAGUCAUAAGGGCCUGUAAAGAUAUGUUAAAUGUAGCCAGGGAUAUGAAAAAACAUGUUGAUGAACUAAAAUUAGUGGCAGCAGAUUGCAAAGAAGAUGAAGUAAAAUCAAAACUAAACGAACUAUUUAAACUUAUGAGUGAGAAUGUCGUCAAUACCAACUACACUACCGAAACAAUAUCACGAAGAGUGGAAAAGUUAUUAUCUGACGGCAUUAGCGAACAAUCAAGCAAUUCUGACUCACCAGAAUCGUCGUGUACUUCCUUUAGUAAAUCUGAAAGUGGUUCAGGGAAUGUCGAUUAGAAGGAUAAGUUAGCAUCAACUAUUUCUAUUUUGUUAUUUUCGAUGAAUUUCAUGAGGUGCAACGGCAGCGAUAUUGUUUAAUAACUUCAAGACUGAACAUUAUUAACAAAACCGUACAAUGAACAUAAAUAUACGUUUAUAUGUCCUCGUUGAAAAAAUCUGCUGCUUUUAUGUCUCGUAAAUUUUCGCUGUUUGAUGACAUAGUUGAAUCACGUUGAUAACUAGCCCAAUACCAAUACAUGAGAUGAUUUGUACAUAUGUCUUGAUUUGCUGUGGAUAUCUAUUGUUCAUUCGCAAUUACGAUGUACUUUGUUAUUUAAGAUAUUAUUUAGUAUCGUGUGUAAAUAAAUUACAAAAACAAAAUAAUAUCUAUAGUCCAUCAA
Messenger RNA from Xenia sp. Carnegie-2017, 1635 nucleotides. RefSeq lists its product as uncharacterized. Bases 70 to 633 code for a protein of 187 amino acids. NCBI's taxonomy places the organism in Eukaryota, Metazoa, Cnidaria, Anthozoa, Malacalcyonacea, Xeniidae. The record is from RefSeq and is a predicted model, not a curated record. The transcript has 12 exons.